This is a messenger RNA of Exophiala xenobiotica, 5293 nucleotides long. RefSeq lists its product as uncharacterized. NCBI's taxonomy places the organism in Eukaryota, Fungi, Ascomycota, Eurotiomycetes, Chaetothyriales, Herpotrichiellaceae. Gene Ontology annotation, biological process: transmembrane transport. The transcript has 7 exons. Gene Ontology annotation, molecular function: ABC-type transporter activity; ATP hydrolysis activity; ATP binding. Gene Ontology annotation, cellular component: membrane. The coding region runs from base 347 to 5152 and encodes 1601 amino acids. The record is from RefSeq and is a predicted model, not a curated record.
CUCCAUCGUCUUCGGAACUGUCGUGUUCCUUUUAGACACUUAUGCUAAGUCCGUUGAUAUCCAUUUUUCAUUUGUUUCGCUACUUCGUAUCCAUCCAUCUGCUUGCCUUUUGAUUCCCUAUCGUACUCGUACUACUUGAACACAGAGCUCUAUCUCAGCCGGAAACGACUUCCACCAUGCUGAACCUGCAUUCUUCCUAGUCCUUUAUCACCCACCAUGGAUUCUCAUCAAUUUCUAUCCCGGUGAAGCUCAAUAGAGAGUUCAUUGGCCGCUCACGGCAUCUUGUUCGCGCAUCGUAUUCUUUAACUCUUACCUCACAUUCCAUAGAAUCAAGUCUUAUCUCAAGAUGGAGCAAAGACCAAUUCCAUCCGACACAGCUGUGGCCGGAGGCUCUCCUGCAACGGCAUCUGCUUCGUCACAAGGUCAGCCCAUACCAUCGACUUCGGCACUUCCUUCACUUUUCUAUGAUGCGGUAACCGCCGAGGAUACGACAGAUGUGUCAACUCCCCAUCAAUCACUGGCUAAAUCUGGUUCAUACCUUCCCGCCGCUUCUGCAGAUGGAAUCCGCAAUCAAGACAUGCCGUCGUCCAGCGACACGCCAACGAGCCCAAUGGCUGCGCCCAACGCUGAGGCUGCCGUUGAUAGCCCACAAGCUAGACAUGGGCCGCACCGCAGUAUGUCCACCAUCUCUUCCAGUACAGCUUCGACCGAGCGCUCGCCAGCAGAAAAGACGGCGGAAUCGAGGUAUGAACCUCUUAAGGCAGCACCCACAGCCCAAGACGGACGACCAGACUUCCCUACGAGGAAAAGUAUUCAAACCGAGGAAGACCUGUUCAGAGUCUUGUCCAAGCGGCGAACAAGUGCUUCAGGCAAGUCUGACGCCGACCUGCAAGAGGAAAGUGACGAAAUUGAACGCUUGAUGUCCCGCAUGUUCGGUCAAGCUCGUCAGCAGAAUAGCGAAGAGGAAAAGACGCGUCACAGUGGCGUCGUCUUCCGCAAUCUGACUGUGAAGGGCGUCGGCUUGGGUGCAAGUCUGCAACCUACAGUUGGCGACAUCUUCCUUGGGCUACCUCGCACGAUCAAGACCCUAUUCAGAAGGGGUGCCAAAGCUGCAUCCGGUAAGCCGCCUGUUCGCGACCUCUUGAGCAAUUUUGACGGAUGUGUUCGGCCUGGUGAGAUGCUCCUGGUGCUGGGACGCCCUGGCUCUGGCUGUUCAACGUUUCUCAAGGCUUUCUGCAAUCAGCGAGAAGGCUAUAAGUCGGUGGAAGGAGACGUCACUUACGGCGGCACGGACGCGCACCGGAUGAAGAAAGACUUUCGCGGCGAAGUGAUUUACAACCCUGAAGAUGACUUGCAUUAUGCGACUUUAACGGUCCGACGGACUUUGCUGUUUGCAUUGACGUGCAGGACUCCUGGAAAGGAAUCCAGAUUGGAAGGAGAAUCCCGUGCAGAUUAUAUGAAAGAGUUCCUACGUGUGGUCACCAAACUCUUCUGGAUCGAGCAUACACUGGGCACCAAAGUCGGAGACGAAUUUGUUCGAGGAGUGUCUGGCGGUGAAAAGAAGCGAGUUAGCAUUGCAGAAGCUAUGAUAACAAGAGCGUCAGUCCAAGGCUGGGAUAAUUCGAGUCGAGGUCUGGAUGCGAGUACUGCCCUGGAGUACGUCCAAUCUAUUCGGACUCUGACCAACAUGGCCCAAACAUCGACUGCCGUCUCUCUCUAUCAAGCUGGAGAGUCUCUGUACGAGCUGGUCGACAAAGUCCUCCUCAUCGACCAUGGAAAAUGCUUAUACUAUGGACCUGGAGACAAUGCUAAACAAUACUUUCUCGAUCUUGGAUUUGAAUGUCCGGAGCGAUGGACCACAGCUGAUUUCCUGACGUCUGUGACCGACGAACAUGCUCGAUCAAUCAAAAAGGGCUGGGAAGAUCGUAUACCGCGUAAUGCAGACGAGUUUGCCGCUUUGUAUCGCAAGAGUGAUGCUUACCAACGCAAUCUUGAAGAUAUUAGAGAUUUUGAAGCGCAGCUCGAAGAGCAGCGCAGGGCCCGGCUUGAGAACAGGUCGAAGAAGAACAAGAAAAAGAACUACACCAUUCCUUUCCACAAGCAGGUCAUCGCCUGCACUCAGCGUCAGUUCUUGGUUAUCGUGGGCGACAAAGCCUCGUUGUAUGGGAAAUGGGGAGGAAUCGUCUUUCAGGGGCUCAUCGUCGGCAGUCUGUUCUUUCAGAUGCCCAAAACAGCUAGCGGAGCAUUUCCACGUGGCGGCGCCAUAUUCUUCGUCCUCCUUUUCAACGCUCUACUCGCCCUUGCAGAGAUGACCGCCGCCUUCUCUUCAAAGCCAAUCCUGCUCAAGCACAAGUCUUUCUCGUUCUACCGACCUGCAGCUUACGCAAUUGCCCAGACAGUCGUCGAUGUUCCCCUGGUCGCUGUUCAAGUUUUCUUGUUCAAUGUUAUCAUAUACUGGAUGGGUGGACUAGCCGCGUCCGCGUCCCAGUUCUUCAUUUCUUGUUUGAUCAUUUGGACAGUGACUAUGACCACUUACGCUUUCUUCCGGUCGAUCUCGGCUUUGUGCAAAACACUUGACGAUGCCACGAGAUUUACUGGCCUGUCCAUCCAAAUCUUGGUGGUCUACACCGGCUACUUAAUACCACCCGGCCAGAUGAAGCCGUGGUUUUCUUGGCUGAGACGGAUCAACUGGAUUCAAUACGGCUUCGAGUGUCUAAUCGCGAACGAAUUCACCGGUCUCACGAUGGCAUGCGAACCCCCAUACUUGGUCCCACAAGGACCAAAUGCCAGUCCUCAAUACCAGUCAUGCGCACUGGCCGGUAGCCAACCUGGCCGCACGAGCGUUGACGGUGCUCGGUAUAUUCAAGAAUCAUUCGGAUAUACUCGAAGCCAUCUUUGGCGGAACUUUGGCUUCCUUUGGGCGUUCUUCAUAUUUUUCCUCGCUCUGACAGCCUUCGGUAUGGAAAUAAUGAAACCCAACGCUGGAGGCGGAGCGAUCACCGUCUUCAAACGUGGUCAGGUACCCAAGAAGGUCGAAGAGUCAAUUGAGACUGGAGGACGAGAAAAGAAUGUAAAUGGUGAUGAGGAGGCUGCCGCCAACGGACUGCCAAGUGCGGGUGAGAAGGUGGUCAGUCCGAGCAACGAUGGUAGCGACACAACGAGCACGAAGCAAGAAGACACGACGCUGAAACAAGUGGCCAAGAACGAAACAGUCUAUACAUUUCGCGAUGUCAACUACGUGAUUCCUUACGAGAAAGGCGAGCGGAAACUCCUUCAGAAUGUCCAAGGCUAUGUUCGUCCCGGCAGACUCACUGCAUUGAUGGGUGCCAGUGGGGCAGGCAAGACGACACUUCUCAAUGCCCUCGCCCAACGCAUCAACUUUGGAACUGUGACUGGCGACUUUCUAGUCGACGGCCGUCCACUGCCCAAAUCAUUCCAGCGGGCCACCGGUUUUGCUGAGCAGAUGGACGUGCAUGAGCCAACGUCUACCGUAAGGGAAGCAUUACGUUUCUCAGCCUUGCUCAGACAGCCACGAGAAGUGCCUGUGGAGGAGAAGUAUGCCUACUGUGAGACCAUCAUCGAUUUAUUGGAAAUGCGCGAUAUUGCUGGUGCAACAAUCGGCAGAAUCGGCGAAGGUCUGAAUCAAGAACAACGAAAACGACUCACGAUCGGCGUCGAGUUGGCAAGUAAACCUGAAUUGCUUAUGUUCCUCGACGAGCCCACCUCCGGCCUUGACUCGGGCGCCGCCUUCAACAUCGUCAGAUUCUUACGGAAACUAGCCGACGCCGGACAGGCCAUCCUCUGUACGAUCCAUCAACCGUCGGCUGUCCUUUUCGAGCAUUUUGACGAACUGCUGCUGCUCAAAUCUGGUGGUCGAGUGGUAUACCAUGGACCGCUAGGCAACGAUUCGCAAGAGCUUAUCCGUUACUUCGAAGAGAACGGGGGCCGAAAAUGUCCUCCCGAUGCCAAUCCCGCGGAAUAUAUGCUUGAGGUCAUUGGCGCCGGCGAUCCAAACUACAAAGGAAAAGACUGGGGCGAUGUCUGGGAACAAAGCAAGAACCGCCAAGCUCGGUCCGAUGAGAUUGCUGAGAUGAUCAACCGUAGGAAGGAUGCUGACCACAGUGGGAACAUCAGGGAUGAUAGGGAAUACGCAAUGCCGCUGGCAACUCAGGUGGCAGCUGUGGUCAGAAGAUCCUUUGUGUCGUAUUGGCGCACCCCGAACUACAUUAUCGGGAAAUUCAUGCUUCACAUCCUCACCGGUCUCUUCACGACUUUCACGUUCUACCACCUCGGCUAUGCUACCAUCGACUUCCAAUCACGCCUGUUUGCCGUCUUCAUGACGCUGACCAUCUCUCCGCCCCUGAUCCAACAACUCCAGCCAGUCCUCCUAAAUUCUCGGAAUAUCUUCCAGUCGCGCGAGAACAAUGCCAAGAUCUACAGCUGGAUUGCAUGGACUACAGGCGCUGUGCUCGCCGAAAUACCUUACUCUCUUGUGGCCGGCAGCAUAUACUAUUGCUGCUGGUGGUUCGGCUUCCAGGGGUAUCGCUCCUCCACAUCGAGCUUCGCAUCGGGCUUCUUGUACCUGUGCAUAUGUCUGUUUGAACUGUACUAUGUGAGCUUCGGACAGGCGAUCGCGGCAUUCGCGCCGAAUGAGUUGCUGGCCAGUCUGCUUGUACCAAUCUUCUUCUUGUUCGUGGUGAGCUUCUGCGGCGUGGUCGUGCCACCUUCACAGCUUCCGACCUUUUGGCGAAGUUGGAUGUGGCACCUUACUCCUUUUACAUACCUUCUUGAGGCUAUGCUUGGUGUCAUCAUCCACGACCAACCAGUUCGAUGCAAUCAGGGCGAGUUUGCACGAUUCCCAGCGCCACCAGGCCAAACAUGCCAAUCUUACGUCGAACCAUAUAUCCGCCAGGCCGGAGGGUACGUGCAAGUCGCAUCCGACGGACUGUGUGAGUUUUGCCAGUAUGCCAACGGCGACCAAUUCGCCCGGGGUUUCAGUGUCUUCUACUCGCACAAGUGGCGCGACUUUGGGAUCUUUUGUGCAUUCAUUGGGUUCAAUUACGCUGUCGUGUACUUUGCGACGUUCUUGAGGUUCAAAGCGAAGAAUCCGCUGGGCAAGAUCUCGAUGAAGACGAAACAGGAGGGCAAAUAGAUAUUAACGAUACCGAGUUCCCGGACAGGAUAAAGAUAGCCUGUGUGCCACUACUUAAUAGUUACCGGUGAUGAAUGCUCUAUUCAUGAUGCACAGGUUCGACUUCUCGCGUAGCUACAAGAAACCUGCCUCGUGUAAAGC